Molecule: messenger RNA, 2624 nt
Organism: Rosa chinensis
Lineage: Eukaryota; Viridiplantae; Streptophyta; Magnoliopsida; Rosales; Rosaceae
Product: putative receptor-like protein kinase At4g00960
Exons: 7
Coding region: 41-2515 (824 amino acids)
Biological process (GO): recognition of pollen; protein phosphorylation
Molecular function (GO): ATP binding; protein serine/threonine kinase activity
Source: RefSeq, a predicted model, not a curated record
AUAGAGAGAAUCCCACCCGACCCCACAACAAAAAUGGCGUAUGAAAAAGGCCCUCUUGGUCAUUUUUUUAUAUUCACACAUAGCCCUGAAAAUGCUGUUGAAAUCUCUGCUUCUCUUCCUCCUCUUCCAAGUUUGCACUUCCAGGGACACCUUGAGAUCGAACGAAGAACUGAAGGAUGAUGAUGGUGGACUUCUGGUGUCCAAAGAAAGCAGCUUUGAGUUGGGUUUCUUCAGCCCUGGAAAUUCUAGCAACCGCUAUGUUGGGAUUUGGUAUUCUCAAUCUAAAGUAUCUGAAAAAACAGUGGUGUGGAUCGCAAACAGAGACAACCCCAUCCAUGAUACCUCUGGAGUUUUCACCAUAAACAGGUAUGGAAACUUAGUUCUUUAUGCUUAUAACAUGGAGACCAGUCCUAUAUGGUCUGCAGAUGUGUCUCUUUCAGUCAAAAACACCAGCACCUUAUCUGCAUAUGUACAGCUUUUGGAUACAGGAAACUUAGUUAUGUUCCAGAAUGACAGAGACAGAAUCUUUGUAUGGCAAAGUUUCGAUUUUCCUACAGAUACUUUAAUCCCUGGUAUGAAAGUUGGGAUGAAUUGGAAAACUGGGUUAGAAUGGGUUUUAACAUCUUGGAAGUCACAAGAUGACCCUGGAACUGGGGACUAUACCUUUAGGCUUCAUAAUUGGAGCCACACUGUCACACCACAGUAUUUUAUUUAUAAAGGUUUGACCAAGUAUUGGCGAGGUGAUACAGAGCCUUGGCCUAAUUCGGUCCGAAAUGCAGAGGAAAUGUCUUUUUUCCUUACUUAUAACACCAACAAACUUACAAUAAUGAAGUUGAAGUUUUCUGGGCUACAUCAGCACUUAGAAUGGAAUGAUGGUGACGAUCAAUGGAAGGAGUUGUUGUCUACACCGAAAUACCGGUGUGACUGGUAUGGACAUUGUGGUGCCAACAGCAAAUGUAGCCUUGACAGUGGUAAUCUGUUCGAGUGUGAGUGUCUACCGGGGUAUGAACCAAAAUCCAUAAAUGGUUGGAAUGGGAGAAAUGGGUCAGAUGGAUGUGUGAGUAAACGAGUCAAAGUGUCAAAGUGUAGAAAUGGAGAAGGGUUUGUGAAGGUGGAAAGGGUGAAAGAUCCAGACGCAUCGAGAGCAGCAUUGUUGAAAAGAGGUAUGAGUACCAAAGAGUGCGAGCAGGAGUGCCUAAGAAAUUGUUCUUGCACGGCAUAUAUGACCAAAAAGAUUGCAGGGGUUGUUGAUUGCUUGACAUGGUAUGAUGACUUGAUGGACAUUUUGGUUUACACAGAGGCCAGACGAGAUCUGUAUGUUCGUGUGGAUAAAAUUGAGUUAGCUGAGAAUGCCGCAAACUCACAAGGAUUCUUCAGGAGGGGCAUGCUUGUUGUUCCAAUACUGUUUGCUCUGCUGGCCCUGGUACUAAUAAAUGUGCUUGCCUGUUGGUUGCUUAAGAAAAAAGGGAAGACAAAAGUCUUUGUGGAGGUGGAUGAACUUGAGGAAAGCAAGAGAUACCCGGAAUUGCAAUUUUUCGAUCUGAACACACUAGUAGCAGCCACAGAUAAUUUCUCUGAUGUUAAUAAACUUGGCGAAGGUGGUUUUGGUGGUGUUUAUAAGGGUGAGUUACCAAAUGGACAGAAGGUUGCUGUAAAAAGGCUGUCUAGCAGCUCAGGACAAGGGAUUGGUGAAUUCAAAAAUGAAGUUGAACUGAUAGCAGGACUUCAACACAGGAAUCUUGUGAAGCUUUUAGGUUGUUGUAUAAAGGGAGGAGAAAGGAUGCUAGUCCUAGAAUAUAUGCCGAACAAAAGCUUGGACUCAUUUCUUUUUGAUGACACAAGAAGGUCCUUCUUAGAUUGGGGAAGGCGUUUUGAGAUUCUCAAUGGGGUUGCUCGUGGGCUUUUGUAUCUUCACCAAGACUCGAGAUUAAGGAUUAUUCAUAGGGAUCUAAAAACCAGCAAUAUUCUUCUAGAUGAUGAGAUGACCCCAAAAAUCUCAGAUUUCGGCAUGGCAAGAAUUUUCCAUGGGGACCAACUUCAGGAUAACACAAAGAAAGUUGUUGGAACAUAUGGCUACAUGUCACCAGAGUAUGCAGUGUUUGGGAGAUUCUCUACGAAAUCGGAUGUGUUCAGUUUUGGGAUUGUACUAUUGGAGAUUGUUAGUGGCAAGCGAAACAAUGGUUCUUAUGAGGAGAAUUACUCCAUGAACCUGAUAGGACAUGUUUGGCAUGUGUGGAAAGAAGGAAUAGCCUUAGAUAUUGUGGAUUCAUCGCUACAAUCAUAUAAGCAUGAUGAAGUCUUGAGAUGCAUUCAAAUUGGACUGUUGUGCGUGCAAGAAGAUUCCAAGGACCGACCAGCCAUGUCAUCCGUUGUGUUCAUGUUGAGUGGUGAGGCAUCUCUUCCAUCUCCUAAGCAGCCUGCAUUUGUCUUCAGAAGAAAUUCCAGCAGUGCUGCUGAUUCAAAAGAAUUGCUUUCUAUUAACGACUUAACAAUAACGAUUGUGGGAGCUCGAUAAUGAGGCAAACUCUUUUUUAUCCCUAAUUUACACCAUUUUUCUUUAUAUUGUGUUACACUCAGACAACAGCAUUAAUUCAAGAAAGUAAUCGAAAAGAGGCUUAUGCACA